AUCGGUUUAGACAACAUGCCAGACGCACAAGCAUCAUGCUCUAGUACGUUGGUUGCUGAGCACAAUAACUUAUGUCUCCUGUCAGCACGCACGCCGGACACUCGGUGACUGUCUGGUGCAUUCCGCAAAGACAGCAUGGCUGUCCGAUCGCAACAACACCUGGUGUCUGGCCGUCCAUGGCUGUCACGGAGGCAGCAGCCUCUACUGUCUACGCGGGUGAUUCUUGCACUGCUUCUUUGCGCCUCGUUUUCGCGAGUAAUGCACGCUCAGUAUUCACCUGCAUUGGAAAAUCUGCCAUUGAACCCGGAAAUGACGGUUCUGCAACGAAUCACCAACGAUCCCGGAAAUCCGUCUAGUCAUCCACCUCCGGAAGUGGAUCAACAAACGCUAGACGAUCCCGUGUCGAGCGACGCAGCUUCAGUCCAUGAGCAUGCCCGAUCGCGGUCAUUGCGCGAGGAUCUUACCACGCCGACCGCCAAAACGUCCAGUCCUGCUUCCCAACCACCAUUCCCCAGCAACCUUCCGGCGACACCCCCACCUGUUCCUGGGACCCAUCGGAUCCUCAAAGUUAAAGCUGCAAACCCUUCGGGUUCGGGAGUAAACAAUUCGUCCGCUCUCUUUCCAUCAUCCGUUGCUCUGUCUGGAAGCGGCCUCCACCACGCCACUGCCGGCACACGAGCCUGCUUCCUCGCCGUUCUCCUUGACGCCAACGGCCGACCGUCUGGUGCUGGUGCAGCCUCUCGGGCCCAGAAACGGCGCCUGACGUGGCGCGUCCAGUUAUCUUUACUGCACGCUCCUCCUUCUCCCCCUCCCCCGUCUCCGCCUCCCCCGAACCCGCCUGCGCCUCCUCCUCCCGCGCCACCUUCUCCUGACGGAAAUGGAGAGGGUGGGAAGGCCAAGCCAGAGGGAAGGCGGCGGCUGCAUGAAGGAUUUAUUUCCAGAAGCAGUACAGGCGCAGCUGUUGAUAAUGGUGCUGCUGCUGGUGAUGCUGGUGAUGCUGGUGAUGCUGGUGAUGCUGGUGAUGCUGGUGAUGCUGGUGAUGCAGGUGAUGCUGGUGAUGCUGGUGAUGCAGGUGAUGCUGGUUAUGCUGGUUAUGCUGGUGAUGCUGGUUAUGCUGGUGCUGGUGGUGCUGAUGGUGCUGGUGCUGGUGCUGGUGCUGGUGCUGGUGCUGGUGCUGGUGCUGGUGCUGGUGCUGGUGCUGGUGCUGGUGCUGUUACUGACGCUGGUGGAACCGGUCUGAUGAUUGAAGCCGCUGGGAGAACACAGGGUGGGGAAACUAUAGGGGAGAGGCGGAGGUUGCGUGCCAAGAGUAAGCAUAAGGGUAAGAGUAAGAGCCUGGAGACAGAGGGCAAUGGGAAAGGUGGCGCAAGGAACACGGAGAAAGAAACGGACAACGAGGCUGAGAAAGGGACAGAGGAAUUCGGACCCGGCUCGACAGUGUCAGGCAGAGGGAAGGAGAAGAGGGGAGAGGCAGAGGCCAGAGAGGAGGGAAGAAAGAAGAGUGAACGAGGCGAGGGAGAUACGCGAUGGGAGGAACCAGACGAGAUGAGGGAUGACUGGUUGGUAUCAGGGGGUCGGAUGCAGUAUGACCCUAAGGGAGGCUUCUAUGUGGGCUGCUAUGUUGCUCCCCUGCCUGGAGUGUUCUCUCUCAGUCUCUCCCUCACGCUCAUGCCUCCUAGCGAUCCACCCACCACCCUGGAGUCCAACAGUGGUCUACUGUCAGCAGCAGAAUCAACUUCAGCAGGAGCACGAGAAGCAGUAGGAUCAGCAAGAACAGCAGCAGGAGGAGGAGGAGGAGGAAGCGAAGCUGGGGAUGCAGUGGAAGCAGCGGUGUUGGUACACGUGGCCAAAUAUCAAGUGACAGUGGUGUCGGAGGCUGGGCGGACAGGGAAUGCUGGGGAAAGGGACGGCCAGGGGAAUGCUGAGAAUGCAGUGGGAGCAGGCAGCAGUUGGUGUAACAGCACAGCCAUUUCACGGGGACAUGGCAGAUAUGCGAGCUGGCAUGGCAGCAGCAUUACUCUUCCCACAUGCCGAAUUUACCCCUGGACUCCCCACCAUGCCUUCAUCCCUCUAGCCGGCCACUCCCUCGCAGUCUUUGGCGACUCCAAUUUGCGAGCCUGGGCGGCCUACUUUGUCACCUUUCUCUCUGGUGGGGCCCACGAUCUCAUGCACCCUUCAGACCAUCGCCCGCUUCAGGCAGCUUAUGAGCUCACCUGGGCUCAGAGCGCCUAUGACGGCUGGCCCAGGCAGGAAAGGACAAAGUUUUUCGAGCUGCCGGUGGGCCUGCGGUUCGGGCGACGGGCGAGGAUCCGGGCAGAGGCAAGAGAGGGUUGGCAGAGCUUUGGGAGGGUGCGGGUGGGAAACGCGUGCGUGAACCAAUCAGGGAUGGACAUGUGGUUAUUCCCCCGCGCCACUGAUAAGCAGAUGAGCUUUUCACAGAUACUUGGGGAAGAGAUGAUGAGCAGUGGUGGGAGAGGAGGAAAGGUGGGAGGGUCAGAGGGCAGGAGGAGCCUCCUACAAGCAGAUUCUGCAGAGAACAUCUCCACGGCCUCAUCGAGCCAGUCAGUUGAAACUGAGCAAAGACCAAGGGACAGAAGCAAGGGGAGUGGGAACGAUAAUGCACCAGGGAGACGGGAGCUGUCCCUUGUAAGUGGCAGGUUCAGCAGCAAAGUGUCAUCUAUGAGCGUGAAAGGGUCUUCUACCACCGCUCCAUGGCUGCCUCCCCGCCGGCGCUUCGGGCGAGUGGUGGCCGGGGUGACUGUGAGAGACCUGGAGGAGUAUGAGAGUGCAGCCGAGUAUGCGUCAGCCCUGCAGCAGCGAGUGGUGCAGUCACUGCUGCAGCUGGUGCGGCACCCUGCACACAUAGUGUGGGUGGGAGGCUGGGCGGUGCAAGCAGUUAAGGGACUGCAAGGGCAGGGGGCACGUGGAGGAGAGCAUGCAGGGGGGAGUCAGUUGGGGGAGGGAGAGCAGCAGCAGCAGCAGCAGCGGUGGUGUACGGUGGGAAAGGGGUCUCGGGUGAACGACGCACGUGCACGGUUGUUUGAUGCUGCUGCAUACAAGAUCAUGCGCUCGCAUGGUGUUCCGUUCCUCGACAUGCGUUCGCUCACUGAAACCCGCCCGUCCCUCUGCCCUGACGGGUGCCACUACCUCUGGCCGGUUCACCAUGCACUCUCCCUCCUGCUGCUCCACCUCUGGUCCCCACUCCUUCCCCCCAUGCCUCUCUCCUUCAGCAACAGCAGUAGCAGCAGCAGCACCGCCACCAGUGGUAGCAGCAGCAGCACUAGUAGUGGUGGUGUGCUGUUGCCUGCAGGGUGUGUGGAUGCAGAUGCGCCCUCCAACGUAACCAAGGAGGAGGUAGUGGUGGACAGAGAAGAGGCGCUCAAGAAAGCAGAGAUGGAGGGCGGUGGGGAGAUGGAGGGAGAGAAAUCUGGAGGAGGAGGAGAGGGAGGGGGAGGAGGAAGCGCUGGGUCUGGGUCUGGGAGCAAGAAAAGGCUUGCGGACGCUGGUGGUGAUGUUGGGGGUGCGAGUGACGAACAUGAGAAUGAAGAGAGGAACGAGGACGGAAAAGGGGCUCCAGGGGAGGCGGGAGAGGGGAAGCCAUGGCCGGAUGUGGACGCUCUAGAGCAGUUAGACCUAGGCAGGUGGUUCCCUGGGCGAGGCACGCUGCUGGAAUCCACUAGUGCUCUUCAGAGGUGGGUAAAUAUGGUUAAGGGGGCAGCAACUAGAGGAGGAGGAGGAGGAGGAGGAAAGGAGGGAGUGGAGGAGGACAGGCAGAGCUCAGAGUGGGAUUCACUGCAAGAAGAGAGGAGGGGAGAUGGAGGAGCUGCAACAGGUGGUGGUGAGGAUGGGAGUGGGGUGAGUGGCAGCAAGGGAGAUCAAGGAAGACAUGGUGCAAUGGCUGCUGCUGCUGCAGCAGUUCUGUCAAGCAUUUCUAUCUCAGAGGUUCCUCUUCCCCUUCGAGAUUUGGCCCCCUACCUUCUACACCUUCCCAUUAACCGUUCCUCUUCCCCCUCCUCCUCCUCCUCUCCCCUCGCGUACUACCUCCCCUUCUCUCGCUCCAUCCACCUGGAUCACUCCGUGGUGCGCCAGACUCUCGCCCGCUGCUUCGACAUCCGCAACGACUGCCGCAACCUGCGCGCCUCCUCGCUCUCGCGCUACCGCCGUGACUGCCUGCCCAAAGACACAGUUAUGACAGCAGUGGCUGCGGGGGUGAUCGAGCGCUGUGAGAGCUGGUGCCCAGGGGAAACCAUGUGCUGGAAUAGCAACAGGAGAGCGGCUGCUACAUUGUCGAAGGCAGCGGUGAGGGCGCCGGUUAAGCUGAGAAGUGAGGAGGUGCUUCUGGUGGAGGUGAGAGAGGCGUUUGUCACUCCUGCUGGGGAGGUGUAUGGGGUGGGAUGGAGGGCGAGAGGGGGGAGAGAGGGGAGUAGUGGUGCAGGGAAGGGAGGAGAUGAUGAGAGUAGUGAGAGUGAGCAUGGUGCUGAUGGGGAUGGUGGUGGUGGUGAUGGAGGGAGAGGAGGAGGCGGGGGAGAGUUGGAGUUGAAGGAUAGAAUGCUCGCCCUUGAUGUGCGAUUGGGCCAGUGCCACCGACCCAUGGAGCUCCUGCGAGUGCGGACAGACUGGCGGUGGGGAGCGGAGCAUGCAGCACGCACAGUGUUCAUCGCAGACGCUGAAGAGGAUGGCGUUGUGGCAGCCGUCACCACAUGCCUCACUCGCAUCGCCCUCUGGAGGCAGCAACUGCUGCAGGACCCAUCCAUCCGCAUCCACGUGCGGGGGCUGGAAGGAGGGGAGGGGGAGCACCCGCACUACCUGCCGUCAAUGCUCGCUUUUCUAUCCAUCUCGCCGGAUCGCCUGGUGGCUGGGGACCUGUAUGCGCACCGAAUACUGCUCAUGGACCCCCCCUGCCGUGCUCCCUUCCGGGCUUUGGACGGAGUUCUCCUGCUCAACCUGAGGAGAGUCAUUCACGAGCAAUUGAGUGGGGUGGUGGGGAGGGUGGGGAGUAUGCGUGUUGGUGGCGACGAUGGGGCUGACAGCAAGGAAGGGAGUGGGGAUGGGGGUGGAGGAGACGGUGAUAGUAGUGAGGGUGUGGUAAGCAGCAGCACAAAUGGGAGCAAGAGCAGUAAGAAGAAGGAGCAGAAGGAGAAGCAGAAGAAGAAGAAAAAGAAGAACAGUAGUUCAGGAAGCAGCCAGAGGAGGGUGCUCUGGGAGGUUGGGGCAGGUGCAACGGGAAAAGAGGUGGCUGAGAAUGGCACUAUUGUGAUUGUACAGAACCACUGGUUCAGGAAGGUGCGAAAUCUGGAGGAGUUUGUGUCUUCCCUCAGGCAGCAAGUAUUGCGGCCUGUCGACAUUAUCACAGAUGACGGCCGGCACAAUGUCUCUGACCUCUGGCCACGCUUCUACCGCGCAGCUCUUGUCAUCGCCCCGCACUCAGACCUUCUUGCUCAUAUUGUGGCGUGCCGCCAAGGAACUCCAGUGCUGGAAUGGAUGCAGCCGUGGCGUGCGGAUGACCCUGCUAGCGCCAGUCCCCGGUUUCAAACACUGGCAACAGGCCUCGACCUGCCAUACUACGUUUCUGUGGUUGACUUCUCUGACCCGUUCGAUGACCCAAGGUCGGCAGACCAAAAGAAGGAAUCAGAGGAUGAGGAGGGAUCAGUGAGUGUGGACCUAACAGGUGGCUCGUAUGUCGAGGUGAAUGUUCGGCAGCAGGUGCGCAACGUGGCAAGGAUUCUGGAGGACGUGGAUGCAGGUGAAGGGUGGAAGGAGAAGUGCCAAAUAGUUGAGUACCAAACUAGCUAAGUCGGUUGGAGGGGCACGAUGAUAGGAUGAUAAGGAAGCAGUUCCGAACAGAUGCAGAGUGGAACAACAGAAGGCAAGAUUCUAACAUGGAAUAACCCCCAUGGUCCGUG
Messenger RNA from Closterium sp. NIES-67, 5903 nucleotides. The record is from the annotation of a GenBank genome assembly. NCBI's taxonomy places the organism in Eukaryota, Viridiplantae, Streptophyta, Zygnematophyceae, Desmidiales, Closteriaceae.